This is a messenger RNA of Colossoma macropomum (tambaqui), 5556 nucleotides long. Its product is annotated as vWFA and Collagen domain-containing protein. The coding region runs from base 187 to 3075 and encodes 962 amino acids. Lineage: Eukaryota; Metazoa; Chordata; Actinopteri; Characiformes; Serrasalmidae. The record is from RefSeq and is a predicted model, not a curated record. The transcript is spliced from 30 exons.
AUACGUCACUGUCUGUGUAGCUAUAAACACAAGCUGCAUCUAUCCAUUCAGCUGUACUUGGGCACACAGGCUUGUGUCAAUGAUGAGCAGAGUUGGUCCUCUUUCUUAGUUAUUCAGCUACUUUUUGAAACUAGCUUAGCAAUUCCGGAGCCCAUCUGACAAGAGGAAUUCUUGGAUACAGUUUUAAUGCCCAGUAGACCUAUAAUGAGGAAAUGGAUGCUGGGAUUGCUAACGGUCUGUCUUUUCCUGACACACACCAGAGGACAGGAUCAGAAGGACACCCAAGCUGGUUGUAGAACCACUCCAAAUGACUUGGUGUACAUCAUUGAUGGCUCUUCAAGUCUGGGGCUUGCGGACUUCGACACGGCCAAGCGUUGGCUCAUCAACAUCACCAGCAGCUUUGACGUGAGUUCCCGACACACGCAGGUGGCCGUGGUCCAGUACAGCGACACUCCACGACUAGAGAUCCCUCUGGGGAAGCACCAGAGCACUCAGGAACUUCUCAGAGACAUUGCUUCCAUCUCCUACCUGGGGGGCAAGACCCAGACCGGCCGUGCCAUUAAGUUCGCCACUGACCAUGUCUUCUCCACACCAAACUACACUAAGAAGGCCACAAGAAACCGCAUUGCUGUGGUUCUAACUGAUGGCCGCUCGCAAGAUGAUGUGGUGGACUCAGCAAUGGAGGCCAAAGCCCAGAACAUUGUCUUGUUCGCUGUUGGUGUGGGCAAUGAGAUCACGAACGCUGAGCUGGUGUCCAUGGCCAACAAACCUUCGUCCACUUAUGUGCUUCACGUGGAGGACUACACCUCCAUUGGGAAUAUAAGGGACAGGAUGGAGCAGAAACUCUGCGAGGAAUCGGUGUGUCCUUUGAGGAUCACUGGUACGGUGAACAGGCAGAAGGGCUUUGACCUGAUGAGUCUGAUGGACAUUGAGGUGGUGGCUAAAAAGGUCCAGGGAUCUCUCAUUUCAGAAGGCGCUUACCUGCUGAACCCUCGCUUGGACCUCACCCGCAGCACCAGAGAGAUCUUUCCAGAAGGCCUCCCUCCUUCAUACGUGUUUGUGGCCACUCUGCGUGUGAAGAACCCAGCACACCGUAUGAAGUUUGACCUCUGGAGGGUGCUGUCUGAGGAUGGGAUCAAGCAGGUUGCUGUGACCUUUAACGGAGCUGAGAAAUCGGUGACCUUCACCAGCACCAGCACAGCGAAGAAUGAACAGACAGUCAUAUUCAAUGACCGAGGCAUUAAGAGGCUUUUUGAUACAGACUGGCACCAGCUGAAGCUGUUGGUGAAGCCCAAACGCAUCACUUGUUACCUAGAUGAUGUGUAUGUGGAGGAGCAGCUCCUGGACCCAGUGGUUCCUAUUUACGUCAACGGCAAGACACAGGUGGCCAAAAAAGUCAACAUAGAAACCACUGUCCCAAUCAUCCUGCAGAAGCUGCGGCUUUAUUGUGAUCCGCUCCAGAGUGAGAGAGAAACAGCUUGUGAGAUAUACUCUGUGGAGGAUGACAGGUGUCCUGCAGAUCGUGCUCUUGCUGUGGAGGGAUGCGAGUGCCCCAGUGGCAAACCUGGUCCACCUGGCCUACCUGGUCCUAUGGGGUUCAGGGGAGAAAAGGGGCGAGAGGGACCCCCCGGCCCAGAUGGAAAGCCUGGGAAGCCUGGAGAAAGAGGGACACCUGGGGAGCCUGGAAGAAAUGGGGAGAAAGGUGAGGCAGGUCAGCCAGGACAAAAAGGAGAGAGAGGACUGACUGGUGCCAAAGGGGAUAUGGGAAUACCAGGACCACCAGGAAGACCUGGCCCCCCAGGACCAACAGGCCCCGGACUGUCUACAUGGGAUGAUUCUGGAGUAGAAGGAAGCAAGGAAAUCUCAGGACAGCCAGGGGAAAUGGGACCUCCAGGAAAACCUGGACCAAUGGGCGAGCCUGGUAUACCUGGAAAAGAUGGACUCCCUGGGCCCGCUGGACCAAAGGGUGAAAAAGGGGAUGCUGGUUUUCCUGGAGCAGAUGGACAGAACGGGAUUCCAGGCAUCAAAGGAUUUCCAGGAGAAACAGGGCCUGUUGGACCCAAGGGCGAGAGAGGCCUACCAGGACCAACAGGCUCGAUUGGACCGACAGGACCUCAGGGACCACCAGGACCAGUUGGACCACCUGGGGCAGAGGGUCCAGUCGGUCCAAAGGGGAACUUUGGGGCUCGAGGGCAGGACGGCCUCCCAGGAGCACCUGGCCCUAAAGGAUCGGACGGUGAGCCUGGGAUUCAGGGGCCUCGAGGAAUUCAGGGCCUACCAGGUUUAAAAGGCCAAAAGGGUGAAUCUGGAGCGUCUGGGCAGAAAGGAAGUCAGGGACAAAAAGGCAGUGACGGAUCACCUGGGGUACCUGGAACACCUGGUGAACCCGGCCCCAGAGGGAGUAAAGGAGAGCGAGGUACAGCUGGGGAUCCAGGUAUCAGAGGGGCUGAUGGAAAAAUGGGAGACAUGGGACCGAUGGGACCAGCAGGGCCAAGAGGCUUCCCGGGUCAGGACGGGUUGCCAGGACAACCAGGGGUCCCAGGUUACCCAGGGAAACCAGGAAAGCCACCUUCAGAGGAACACUUGAUGAAGAUUUGUGCUUCAGUGCUGCAGAAUCAACUGCCACAGCUCCUUCAGGUGAUGUCACCCACUAGCUGUCAACACUGUGAGAUGGUCAAGGGACCCCCAGGUAAUCCAGGCCCCCCUGGACCCCAGGGCCCAAGUGGACCUCCAGGCUAUCCUGGCAGGCCCGGGUCUCAGGGAUACCCAGGACCACCAGGAAGUAGUGGACCUCAGGGCAUGAAAGGUGACAUGGGGCCAAUGGGCAUGAAGGGUGCUAAAGGACAAGGUGACAUUGGGUUGCCAGGUCCACCUGGCCCACCAGGUAUGCAGGGUCCUCAGGGAAAUGAAGGAGAGGGAUAUCCAGGACCCCCAGGGCCUGCUGGGAAGCCUGGCUCACCCGGCAUCCCAGGCAAACGGGGCCCUCCAGGAGCCACAGGGGUUUGUGAUCCGUCCUCCUGUUACCCGGCAUACGGUCUCCAGGACAACCACUUCAUCAAAGGGCCUAACUUUUAGCACACUGCCUCUCUGGCCUUUAUUCUGAACCCGUCACAGUGAUGAUGGUUUAAGAGGCCUACAACCACUUCCGGAGCUCCAUUUUGACUCUGUAUUGACUUUCAAGGGUUCCUGGCCUCAACUUCCAUGUUCGUAGCCCCAGUAGAGGGCAAAACACCCGAAAUGACCAAUGUAUUAUUUUUUUUUUCCAGGGAAUUAUUUGUUAUACCUUAUAUUAACCUACCUGUCUGAAAUGAAUUCCGUGUAUUAGUUUUUACUUGAGUUACAUGUACUACUUCUUAUUCUUAUCUAGAAUGAUAUUUAUAAUCUAGUGUAGCAGAUAUUUUUGCUUUUUUGGCAGCCUUUAACAUCCUAAUAGUAUGUGCAGUGUGCAGUGCAGUACAUGAGAGUACAUCAAUUUUAAACAUUAAUAUCAGAUAUAGUCGAUCAGCAGAGACAUGUUUGGUUUCCAAAUCUGAUUUAGUUUAGCGCUGGAGCGACAGGGCUAGGCUAACGUAGGUAACAUUCACUAGUCAUCCAAAUCGUUUCUGAAAAUAGAUCCCCAAACCAUCUCUCAACCUGUUCAAACCGCAUACAGGUCUUCAUUAAGGUCGUGCACACUGUUGAUGUGGUUUGAAAUCCAAUACAACUUAGUGUGAGGUGUCUGACCACUGCGUUUAGCCACACUGUGAAGUUUUGUUCAUUUUUAUAGUUCACAGUAAGUCAUACUGUUUCCUAAACCACAUCAGUGAGACUGCACAACCUUCAUGAAUUUGUGAGCAAAGUUUUGUGCCUGUAUUUGGACCAUUUUAACAAACUGGUUCAAAGUCAGAGAACACAUUUCAGACUUUUGACUGACUUUCUACUGAACUUUAGACUAAAAUCCUCUUGCUUUGAAUGACCGCAUACCCUAAUUAUGUUUAUUUUAUUAAAAUAAAUGAGUGGGUGCUUCAGUAGUGACAAGUUUAGCUAAUUUUACGCAUGUUCUAAGAAUGCUAGCCAGUACAUGACUAGCAACAACAGCUUAUAAAGAAUUAUAAUAUGUAAAUCAUAUAAAAUCAUAAUAUUUUUCAGUAAAAUAGUUUACUUAAUUGCAGAAAAUGUGUUUUGGUAGUGACAGUUCUUAAGGUCACACACUGAUUUGCAGACUUUGGGACACUUUUAUUUCAAAACAAUGGGGUCUAACUGCUCACCAUGUAGCCAUGAGGGGCAGGGAUGCAGUCUCACUUACUGCUCUAAAAUACAGGGGUGUGGCUAAAAUAGGGCUCCACCUAUGGGCUAAAACUCCUUGUUGUUUCAGUAGUGACGUGAAAAUGUGGGACAACAUUUAUCGUUUAUUUAUUUAUUCAUUUUAAAAAUUAACCUCAUGUUAAAUCUUAAUAUUUUAACUUCAUGUUAAAAGAUCUUUUUUAAAACGACAUUGAAAAGAAAAACAACAAAGACAUUAAGUAAUACUUUCACAAGUUAAAAUUUAGGGGUACUCCCAAUAGAAAGUCACCUUUAAAUGGUAAUUUUGUAUAUAUUUAGCUUAUUACUAUCUCAAUUAAUGCUAGGGGUUUAAAUAAAUCAUAAUAUAAUCCUUAUAAAUAUCUAUGGUCUGAAUACUUAUUAUUUUUUUACUGUUGGUCUGCAGCUUGAACUAAUUCAGUAAAAUUGUCCAUUUAUGGAAAAAAAAUUGGGUGACUGUUGGCUUCUGUGGUUUUUGAGCUACGCUAGCCUCAUAGCUGCAGCGCUAAAGCAAAGAAGCAAAAUCUGGGCACCAAACAUGUCUUGGAUGAUUAAGUCAAGUAGUUUCAGCAGAAAAACAGGACGAUAGGAAGAACUUGCUGAGUAAAGAAGGUACGUUUCAUUUUGAGUAAUUUGGCAGCAGUCCACAGUGUGUCUGCCCACAAUACCAUUUGUUUUAAUGUCACAUCGGUGCUCUCAAAGGAGAAAAGGUCUUCAAUCUGUAAAUAGACCUACAUUUGCACUGCCUUUGAAAAGCUACCUCUGUACUAGUAGUGAUGUAUCUGUGUUUGUUUGCUAGAUUGUAACACUUUUGAGUGUUGUUUCACUCCUGUUGUUUGUGUAGAUCUCUGGUUUCUGAAAACACAUUCAAAGUCCUUUAUUUAAUGUGGGAUAGGCUGAAAUCUGAGGUUUACUGUACUUCAUCUCUUGUGUGUGUUGUGGACUACUACAUUUGAUUUUUUGAUUUCUUUUUUUUUGAAUGUUUGAACAGUUCUCUGGAAGUCACUCGUCCCACCACCUCAGCUGUGUGGUUUGGAAGUGGUUUUGUCAGUCGUGUUGGUCACCCUUUUGUGCUUCAACUGGAACUAUCAGUAACUCGUGUUUAUUUAUUGCCUCAUUUUAAUGCAUGGACUCUUGUGAUAGCCAUGAAUGUUUUUUUUAAAGAACUUCUUUGUUGGUUGACUUUUUUUCUUGUUUCCAUUUAUGUACUCAUUGUGUUGUUUACAUUUGAACUGUUUAAAAGUAACAUUGAUUAAAUACACCUUUUUAAUUCCU